UGAUGUCGCUCCUGGUGCCUAAAUGUAACAGGGAAGAAGUGCUUGCUACACAUAGAUAGUGUAUUCAAGAACAACUUUUCAAUUGUUCCAAUCUAGUGGGUUCGUUGUAGAGGUAGUUGAUAGUACUAACUUAUCGAGGGAAAAUGAAGCAGCUUGAGUUUAUCAAUCGAUCGUGUUAUUUUCUUCAUUGUAUCUCAAUCUCAGAAGUCUUGUUUUUAGUAUUAUUCACGAAUGUAUAUGAAGAAUGGUAAGCGGUAGUACUCGUUGACUAGACGGCAAGAGAUCAUUGAAGAUGUCCACUAUUAAUAAUUCUAUCAGGCAUCAUAAUGAUAGAUAGAUAUCCACCAUAGACAGUGUAAUACGACACUUGCUCACAUUCUGUCGUUCCUCACAUGGUUUUGUUGCGUUAGCAUUACUACAACAGAAACGACUACUGAAUUUUUGUUGACGUGAUCUGGUGUUGCGCGUUGUACAUGUUGUGCAACUUCUGUAGUCGUUGAAAAAGAUGAUCCGCUGUGGAUCUUGUACCUACUGUAGUUUGAUGUCAGUGAAUAAAAGAACCCAUUGCUUCACCAGUGUAUUGAGCUACUGUUUUCACUAUUUGUUCAAUCAUAGGAGUGCGCUGGAGCUACAAUCUGGA
Molecule: messenger RNA, 640 nt
Organism: Amoebophrya sp. A25
Lineage: Eukaryota; Dinophyceae; Syndiniales; Amoebophryaceae
Source: the annotation of a GenBank genome assembly